Dermacentor andersoni is the source of this 2048-nucleotide messenger RNA. RefSeq names its product ethanolaminephosphotransferase 1. Gene Ontology annotation, biological process: phosphatidylethanolamine biosynthetic process. Lineage: Eukaryota; Metazoa; Arthropoda; Arachnida; Ixodida; Ixodidae. Gene Ontology annotation, molecular function: ethanolaminephosphotransferase activity. Gene Ontology annotation, cellular component: endoplasmic reticulum membrane; Golgi apparatus. The record is from RefSeq and is a predicted model, not a curated record.
UUCUCUUUCUCACUUUCUCACCAUUCCAUUCUCACUCUCUGGAAGCGCAAGAGAGGCGCCGUUCGUGUGUUCGCAGUGAUUUCUAGUCCCACAUCAUAAAUGCUUUCAUUAAUAAGUCAUCACUAAGUACCAAACAAACUUGAUCACAAGGAAACAUGCGGUAUCUGUCGGAAGAAGAGCUCAAGGGCUUCGAAAACUACGAGUACACGUGCAAGGAUACCAGCCCGCUGAGCAACUACGUGAUGCACCCGUUCUGGGACCAAGCAGUCAAGCUCGUGCCGCGUGGGGUGGCUCCCAACGUGCUCACGCUGUCGGGGUUCGUGCUGACGCUGGUCAACGUCGGCCUGCUGUCCUACUAUGACUUCGCCUUCUUUGCGUCGAGCGACCUCCACCCUGAGGCUCCACCGGUGCCGCCGUGGGUGUGGCUUGUGUGCGCGGUGAACCAGUUCCUGGCUCACACAUUAGAUGGAAUCGAUGGAAAGCAUGCCCGCCGCACUGGGAGCAGUGGUCCACUGGGCGAGCUGUUUGACCAUGGUUUGGACAGCUGGGCAACGCUGUUCAUGCCAGUGUGCCUGUACUCGGUGUUUGGCCGUGCUGAGAUGAGCUGCAACACAUGGCGCUUCCUGCUUGUCCUGUGCAACAUCCACUUCUGCUUCAUUCUAUCCCACUGGGAGAAGUACAACACUGGCAUUCUCUACUUGCCUUGGGGAUAUGACAUUUCCCAGAUGAUUCUUCUCGGGAGCUUCGUGCUGACCUACUUGCAUUCAUAUCGACUGUGGAAGUUCACCAUUCUUGGAUUCGGUGCUGGUGAAUGCCUUGAACUGACAUUACAUGCUGGCUCUUUCUUCAUGACGAUACCCAUGUGUCUCUACAACAUUCAUCGUGCCUGGCAAGAGGGGCGUCUGCGGCAGCCCAGUGUCUGGGAAGCAGUGCGGCCACUGCUGUCGGGUGUGGUGCUGUUUGUGCUGGCCCUGAGCUGGGCGAUUGCAUCUCCCAACGACGUGCUGAGUCAUCAGCCACGCCUUUUCUACUUCCUCCUGGGUACACUCUUCUCCAACAUCUCGUGCCGGCUCAUCAUCAGCCAGAUGACGUCAACACGGUGCGAGGCGUUGAACCUGCUGCUUCUCCCUAUGGCGCUUGGUGUGGCUGGCUGCCUGUGGUUGCAGGCAGACGAGACCCUGGUGCUCUGCCUGUUGGCCACCCUGGUGGCUCUUGCACACGUGCAUUAUGGCGUCUGCGUGAUGCCUGCUGCUCUAACCAUGUGCUGGAAAAGGAAAAGAAAAAAGCCUUAAUUUUUUUCUUUAUUGCGAUGGCAAUAUACGGACACUCAAGGCGCAUUCACACUGUAGCCUCCACCACUGCUGCAUGCAUGGCCUGUGCACAAAGGUUUAGAGGAUCUCCAGAGUGCAUUUGGCUGCAGAUCGGACACACUAUCAAUAGAGAGCUAAAUUGGCUUGGUGGUGGAGCCUGGCCGGCAUUUUGUCUUCUGCUACUGGCUUGAAUGUUGCACACGGACACAUGAUACAAGCACACUAGCAUUCCUGCGGAGCUGCUGUGUGUGUGCACCGGCAUGAAAGAAGCCCAUGAGUACACACAAGAUUGCCGCGCGACUAACCGCUCAAGGAACUUAGCGUGUAUUCGCGGCUUUCACACAGAAAAACUUCUGUGUAGCAUGCAUUGAGCAACAGAAAGCUGUAUCGGGAGUUUUUCAUGUUGCUAUACAAUUUUCUCAUUGGCACUUUUAAUCUAAUUGUAAUAUUUGAGAAGCUGAUUAAUUAAGGCUAAUUAUGUCAUUAGGCGGGUUAUCCCGGGUUAUGUAAUAAACUGAAUAUCACCAAGCGGUGGCAAACAUUACCUUGGUUCUGUCUAGCUACGUAGCGUUUGCAUAUUUUUAUAAAGUUUGGCUCAAAUUAAAGGGACACUGAAGGCAAGUAUUAAGUCGAGCUAGAUUGAAAGAUUAGGCUUUUGUAUUAACGGACUCUCCAUUCAUAAUGAAAACAUAGCUUUUGUAAGUGAGGAAAUGACAUAAAUAAAGAAUCGAAGUGGUG